Zootermopsis nevadensis is the source of this 1175-nucleotide messenger RNA. RefSeq names its product negative elongation factor E (gene Nelf-E). Gene Ontology annotation, cellular component: NELF complex. Gene Ontology annotation, molecular function: RNA binding. NCBI's taxonomy places the organism in Eukaryota, Metazoa, Arthropoda, Insecta, Blattodea, Termopsidae. Gene Ontology annotation, biological process: negative regulation of transcription elongation by RNA polymerase II. The record is from RefSeq and is a predicted model, not a curated record.
AUUAGCUAUAAGUGCAAGAAGUGUUCUGUAUUAUGUUCAUUACGUCUGACAGCUUGUAGUUUAGCUGUUUCUAUAUUUGUAUUUAUAUAUUGUAUAUUGUAUAUUGUAUAUUUGUAUAUUGUAUUUAUGAUCCAAUCAAUUAUAAUUGUACGUUAGGAAUUAAACAGAUAUCUUAAAUAUGGUAUAUCUGCACUUUCCAACUAAUCUCACGGAAGAGGAAUUAAUGCUUCAAACGAAAUAUGCAAAGCUUAAGAAAAAGAAAAAAGCACUGCAGGCAUUGAAAGCACCUCGACCAGAACCAGAACGUACACCACAAACUCCAAAGCGUCCAGCAGAGGCUCGGGAUGCACGUGAAGUGGCAAGGAAACUUCUUAAAUCAGGGGCUAUUACAGCCAUUACAAAGACUCCUAAGAGACCUGAACAAGCAGGAUUCAAAAGACCUAGAGGUCUUGAACGGAAACUGUCUAGUACAGAACGUACCAUAAGUGGAUACCAACCUUUCUCUGCGACACAUCCUGAAGACAUGGAAACAGAUAACCGCCCCAAAGUUAAGAACUUGUAUGACAGCUUUGUAUCAGCCCGUGAUCGUGAGGAGAGAGGUCUGACUGAAAAACGCGAUGGUCGUGCUGAUAAACCUCGGCAGGGUAACACAAUUUUUGUGUCAGGACAUGAAAUAACUGAAGAUUUCCUGAAGAAAACUUUCCAUUCAUAUGGCAACAUUGUUAAUGUGACUGUGGAAAUAGAGAAAAAUCAUGGUUUUGUUACAUUUGACAAAAUGGAGGCAGCUGAUCAAGCUAUAACAGAGAUGCAUCAUGGUAUGGUUUCUGGCGUACAGUUAAAAGUUUCCCUUGCCAGAAGACAACCUGUGAUUCAACCAAUCAAUGAUGCAGCAUCUGCUGCCACAUGGUCAACAAUAGCUGCAAGUCAUUCACAGAAAGGAAGCCACAGGGACAGGAGAAAAUUGAUUGUUUAUGAAGAGGGCUUUUUCGAUUAACCUGGAGACUAGAGACAAGGUUUGACAUCUGUGUAUAUAUAAGAAACAUAUAAUUUUAAUUUAUCCAAAAAUUAUAUGUAUAUUCAAAGCAAAUAGAUAAUGUAAUUAAAAAUUACUACUCACGUAUCUGUAGCAAUAACAGUGUUGAAGUAGAAUGAGUUAGCUCAAGCAGUACUUGCAA